UCACCGCGGUUGACCCUGGGGGUUGUUAAGCGGAGUGGGAUGGCGGAGGUCUGCGUGUUUUCAGGCGAGCUCAGCCUCAUGGAUAAAGGCAUUAAGAGUUUAGCAGAGCUACCUUUAAGUUCAGAACUUCACACACUCAACUUGCACUGUAACCUGAUCUCCAGAAUUGAGAGGCUUGACCACCUACUGAACUUGCAACAUCUAGAUCUCUCAUCAAAUCGCAUACGUUGGAUUGAAGGGCUAAGUCAUCUUGCAAACCUGCGUACCUUAAAUUUGGCUUGCAACUUGAUAACAAAAGUUGAAGGGCUGGAAAAUCUAUUUAAUUUAACUAAACUGAAUUUAUCUUACAACCGUAUAGAUGACCUUUCAGGACUUCUACAUCUUCGAGGACCCAGCUGUAAAAUUAAUCACAUUGAGCUUCACAGCAACUGCAUAAAUAAUGUUAACCAUUUACUUCAGUGCCUUAGUGGACUGCAAUACCUGACCAAUCUUACUCUGGAGAAAAAUGGAAAAAGUAAUCCAGUGUGUGCCAAAAUAGGCUACAGAGAGAUUCUCCUUCAGGCUUUACCCCAGCUGACCAUCUUGGAUGGGAGGAAUAUAUUUGGUGAGCCUGUCAACUUAAUAGAACCAAACUCCUCUGAUUUGAAGUGCUUGGAAGAUCUCUUAGGCUGUUUAGUUACAUCCAGUUCUUAUACAGAUGAAGAGACUUAUGUUAAUUUGCCAAUAAUGACGCCACGAAUUGAUCAAGUGUUAGCCCAGUUUCGCCAGAGAGCAAAGACACCAGCUUGGAACACCACUAGCUCUUCCACUGAAAUCAUGUCAUCUUCUGAGCCAGAAAAAAUUAGAUUUGAUAAUGACUCAAGGAUAAAAAAAUUAGAAGAACAGAUAUCUCACCUCCUGCAGAAGGUAACUAAUUCUUCAAAAGCUGAUGUUACUCUGAAAGCCAAAAAAGAAACAGAUUUUACCUCAGAGAGUGGUAGCGAAAGUGGAAAAGAAAAUAGAAAAGCAGCUAAAAGGAGCAAGUUGCCUAAUUAUCGGAAAGGCACUUUAUCGACCAAGCUCCGUUCUCAAAGAGGCAAACUGUCAGCCAGAGGACAAGAGAAAGAUUUCAUCAAGUCUAAAAUUGAAGAAUCUCAUGUCAAAGAAGAAGAAAACUCAAGUCCAGCUUCAGAAAUAGCAAGCUUGGAAAUAGUGGGGGAAACACCGAAGAAACUGGGUGGGCAGAAAAGUCAAAUGAAAAAGCUAAAAAACAUGGAUACUGCUAUUCAAGAAGAGUUCACUUACAGGGCACUAAUUCAAGAACUGGAUCAGGAGAGAGAGAAGAGGUGGAAAGCCGAACAAGCUGAAAAGAAACUGAGUGAAAGCAUCAAGCAGUUGCAGAACCAGGCCAAAGAAGAAAAAGAUAUUCAAAGUGUAGCUGUUUACACUACGGAUAGGCUAAGGGAGCUGAUUUUGAGAGAACGAAGUGCAAAGACAAGACUUCAGAUUGAUAUUCAGCAACUGAAAGAAGAAGCUGAAAAACUUGGCAAAGAGCUAGAGCGGUCAAAACAACAAGAAGAGGAUCAACAAAAGGCAUUGCGGACUUUAGAAGAAACUCUUUUCAAGGUGGAGUCGCAAAAAGCUCAGCAGCAAGCCUCAGAGAUGAAAAGGAUUCAAAAUGCAGAACUUAAAGCAUCAGCAGCCGAGAGAGAAGUACAGUUACUUCGAAUAUCUCUUCAACAACAAAAAGAAAAGGUGGAACAAGUCCAUGAACUCCUAAUGCUAAGAGAGCGGGAACACAGAAAAGAACUGGAAACUAGAGUUACAUUAAAUGGCUCAGAUUUUCAAGAAGCUCUGUCAAAAGAAGUGGCUAGAAAAGAACAGAGACAUAAGGACCAUAUGAAAGAACUACAGGAAAAACUUCAUCUAUUAAACCAGAAAUAUAAGGAUCUAGAAGAUGAGUUCCGAGUAGCCUUAACUAUAGAAGCCAAAAGAUUUUCAGAGGUUAAAGAAGGGUUUGAUAGGCUUACAGCUGAGCUGGCAGAGCAUAAGAAGGUUCUUCUCCAGUCUCAGCAAAAGGAAAAGCAAUCUGCUAGUUUGAUCCAUGAGCUGACAUCUGUGGUGAAAGAACAAAAAGAUAAAAUCACGGAGUUAAUCAAAACAAAGCAAGACACAGUGUACAACUUGAAAAGUCAGAUACAAACUCUUGAAAAUAUGGUAGAGGAAGAUCACCAAAAGGCCAUUCAACUUGAGCUUCUUAAGCAGGAAAAGUCCAAACUUAUCUCCCAAGUAACAGCUCAGGAGUCUGUAAUUGAUGGAUUAAAAGCAGAAAGGAAAAUAUGGGGACAGGAGCUGGCACAACAAGGAGCUUCUCUUGCUCAAGAUCGGGGAAAACUGGAAGCCAAAAUAGAAGUUCUAACUAGUGAGACUGAAGCUUUGAAAAAACAAAAUGAAUCUCUCAAUGAUGCUUUGAAGAUUAAGUCUAAAAUUGUGGAGGAUCAAACCGAAACCAUUAGAAAGCUAAAAGAAGCCUCACAGGAACGAGAUGAGCAAAUAAGAAAGCUUCGUGAAGACAAUAUUGAAAUGCAGAAGAGACUUCAAAUACAACUAGAAGAAAAAGAUGCACAGUUAGAUAAUUUAUUGGAAAAAUUAGAAAGGCAAAAUGAGAGGAAAGAAGAACUAAAACAGCAAUUGCAAGAAAAGGAUGCUGAGCUCAGUGAUAUCAAAGAAUCUUAUAGUGUGAUGAAUAAAAAAUGGCAAGAUAAAGGAGGAUUGCUGAGCAAGUUGGAAACACAAGUUAAACAAAUGAAAGAAAACUUUGAUAUCAGGGAGGAGCAGCUGAGAGGAGAGAGAGAUAAAAGUCUUCAAGCUCAGAAGGCUAUGAUGGAAAAACUGCGUUCUGUGGAUGAUGCUUUCCGAAGACAACAUGAAUCAACCAUCACAGCACAUCAAGCCGAACUGCUGCAGCUAGCAAAUGAAAAACAGCAACAAAUUACGGCAGCCAAUGAAAAGGUUUACCAGGUUGAAGAAGAGAUGCGUCACUUACUACAAGAAACUGCAAGCAAUAAAAAGGCUAUGGAAGAGAAAAUGAAACGGCUAACAGUUGCUUUGAGUGACAUUCAGCAAGGGUUCUGAAAUAUACCUGUAGUGCACUUGAUGUUUGUAACCAUCACUGCAGGUUUUUUGAUGGUAGGAAAUGCUGCAUGUUGCCAUGACUUAUAUUUGUACUUUAUGUACAUAUUUUCAGAAUAAAAGUUACCUUUUGUUAAACUAUCA
Candoia aspera is the source of this 3255-nucleotide messenger RNA. RefSeq names its product leucine rich repeat and coiled-coil centrosomal protein 1 (gene LRRCC1). The transcript has 19 exons. The record is from RefSeq and is a predicted model, not a curated record. Lineage: Eukaryota; Metazoa; Chordata; Lepidosauria; Squamata; Candoiidae. Bases 40 to 3114 code for a protein of 1024 amino acids. Gene Ontology annotation, molecular function: protein binding.